Diaporthe citri is the source of this 528-nucleotide messenger RNA. RefSeq lists its product as uncharacterized. Bases 1 to 528 code for a protein of 175 amino acids. The transcript is spliced from 4 exons. NCBI's taxonomy places the organism in Eukaryota, Fungi, Ascomycota, Sordariomycetes, Diaporthales, Diaporthaceae. The record is from RefSeq and is a predicted model, not a curated record. Gene Ontology annotation, cellular component: extracellular region.
AUGCAGUUCUCCAAGAUCGUCAUGACCAGCCUCCUGGGCCUCGCCCUCGGCAGCCCGUUCGAAAGGCGCACGCCCGCCAAGAUCAAGGCCGACAUCGCCACCGUCAGCUCGGACCUGACCUCCUUCAACACCGCCAUCAACGCCUUCACCGGCUCCCUGAUCCAGGCGCUCUCCCUGCUGACCAGCUACAACAACCUGGCCUCGGCCAUCACCGCCGCCACCGCCGAGGUCACCUCCACCGGCGCCAUCGCCGCCGCCGACUCGGCCACCAUCUACGCCGACGUGCAGAGCCUCACUGCCCAGAUCACUGACACGCUGGGCGAUGCUACUGCCAAGGAAUCUGUUGUCGCGUCUUCCGGAUUCACGAGCGCCGUCUGCUCGGCCUUGUCAACUUUGUCCUCCGACGCGAAGGCAUUCUUUACCGCCCUCGAAGGCACCAUCGACUCUGCCUACACGAGCCAGGUCGACGCUCUCCAGGCUACAGUCGCCUCUGGCUUUACGAGCACGAUUUCUGCCUACGGAUGUUGA